Messenger RNA from Tribolium castaneum (red flour beetle), 1087 nucleotides. RefSeq names its product protein lifeguard 3. Gene Ontology annotation, biological process: negative regulation of apoptotic signaling pathway. NCBI's taxonomy places the organism in Eukaryota, Metazoa, Arthropoda, Insecta, Coleoptera, Tenebrionidae. The record is from RefSeq and is a predicted model, not a curated record. Gene Ontology annotation, cellular component: Golgi apparatus; endoplasmic reticulum. The transcript is spliced from 7 exons. Bases 29 to 1060 code for a protein of 343 amino acids.
GGAAUCUUGAAACCACAAUGUGUCCAAAAUGGGUGACAACAACCCCGAAAAAGCUAAAGGUGAGCCCCCGACAGCCCUCCAACAAUCAGAGUCCCAGAGCGGGCCGGAAGUGCUGGUGAUACCUUACCAACAACCGCCCCCCUACUCCAAUCAACCCCCUUACCAACCGUAUCAACCCCAAGCUUACUACUACCCCGACCCAAGCUAUGCCCAACGCCAAACCCCCGCCUACCAGCAAAGAAUGUACCAAGACCCCUAUUACGGUGGCUAUCCCCCUCCGAUGAAUGUGGCCCAAGCACCGCCCGUAAGACAGCGCCAGUCCGAUUUAGGUUUCAAUUUUUUCGGCGGAAGUGGGGAGAUUUUUACUGACGCCUUCGAUACCGUAAAGAUCCGAAAUCGGUUUGUACAGAGGGUGUACACAAUUUUGUCGGCGCAGUUGGCGUUCACUUUUGCCUUUGCAUUUCUAGCCACCUAUGAGAAGAAUACGAAGCUGUUUCUGAUACGCAACGGACUGCCUAUUAUGAUUGCGGGCAUGAUUGUCUUCAUGACUGUUUAUUGUUGCGUGGUGUGCACUCGAGUCCGACAUCAAUAUCCUUUAAAUUUUAUUUUAUUGGCAAUUCUAACAGUAGCCAUGACUCUGCUUGUAAUGUGUCUAACUGCAAGAGUACCACCCCUAAUUGUACUAUUUGCAGUAGGUACUACUGCAGCUCUAUGUUUAAUGGUGUCACUAUUUGCUAUACAAACUAAGUGGGAUGUUACAAGUUGUGGAAUGUGUCUGUGUGUAGCAACUGGCAUGUUGUGCCUCUAUGGAGUGGUUAUCAUGAUUUUGAGCCUUGUGGGAAUACAUAUGCCAAUUUUACACGUAGUUUAUUCAGCUAUUGCAACUGUAAUUUUUACUUUUUGGUUGAUGUAUGACACUCAAAUGAUUGUAGGAGGUCGAAGAUUGGAGCUGUCACCCGAAGAGUACAUCGUUGGUGCUCUGAGUCUUUAUGUCGAUAUCAUUUAUAUUUUUAUACACAUCUUGCACUUGUAUCAAUAUUGUAUGGGGGGGCGCUCAUAAUUAUAUUUCGGUUUGAUUUUUGUUGCA